This is a messenger RNA of Saccoglossus kowalevskii, 782 nucleotides long. RefSeq names its product tRNA-splicing ligase complex subunit RTRAF-like. The record is from RefSeq and is a predicted model, not a curated record. Lineage: Eukaryota; Metazoa; Hemichordata; Enteropneusta; Harrimaniidae.
GUUCGCUGCCAUAUUGAAAUUGCCUGUUACCAAACUUGAAGUGUAUUCGUACGGUUUACGAAGUAAUUGUGUGGUUAUCGUUAUUUAAAAUGUUCAAAAGAAAGCUCCAGGCGCUAGGAUUUCAUGAUCCCGAUACAUUCGACAUUACUGAUGAACGAAAAUGGAGGAAUUUAAUAGUUUGGUUGGAAGACCAGAAAAUUAGACUGUAUACUAUAGAAGAUCGAGGUCCUCUACGCAAUACAUGUGGUGGUGAUUGGCCAACUGUUUUUCAAAAAUACCUUAAAGAUUUACAAUAUACACGUGAUCCUAAUGCAAGGACAGUUGUUUUAGAUUGGCUUCUUGGUCAUAGCAUAAGACUGGAAUAUGGAGAAAAUGUGGAAAAAUAUAAAUCAGCCCAACCUAUAUUAAGAGGAAGUGAUGGAAAAGCAAAAGUAGCCAGUGAUGAUAUCUUUGCACAUCUUGAUGUAAAUAGUCCUGAAUUUAAAGCUGGGAUUAUUUCAGUAUCUCAACAACUGAGCCUACCACUACAUGAGGAUCCUCUUGUUAUGCUAAAAGCUGUUGAUAUUCUACUUCAGCAACGUCUAUCAAAAGAAGCAAUCAGUAAGGCUGGCACGAAAGAUGAGGGAAUCCAGUUGCAGCUGAAAGAUAUUGAUGCAGGGUUCAAAAUUAAAGGGCUGUUUGUGUUGCUGGAUGACAACAUCCCAUUUCUGUCCCAGUCAGUGCUGUUUGUGUGGCUGGAUGACUACAUCCCAUUCCUGUCCCAGUCAGUGCUGUUUGUGUGA